Galendromus occidentalis (western predatory mite) is the source of this 1692-nucleotide messenger RNA. Its product is annotated as protein CNPPD1. The transcript has 6 exons. The record is from RefSeq and is a predicted model, not a curated record. Gene Ontology annotation, molecular function: protein kinase binding; cyclin-dependent protein serine/threonine kinase regulator activity. Gene Ontology annotation, biological process: regulation of cyclin-dependent protein serine/threonine kinase activity. Lineage: Eukaryota; Metazoa; Arthropoda; Arachnida; Mesostigmata; Phytoseiidae. Gene Ontology annotation, cellular component: cyclin-dependent protein kinase holoenzyme complex; nucleus. Bases 281 to 1432 code for a protein of 383 amino acids.
UAGCUGGAGCAGCAGCAGCGUCCGUACCACAGGAGGGAGCUUACCAUCACCGAAUCCGCCGCCGCCGUCGACGCUUCCAUCACCGUCACCGCCACAAGCAGCGGCAGAAGGCAGACGGGCAGAAAAGCGACGGACAGAAAAGCAAGCAACCUCGAGCCACAUCAGCUUCACGCUUCGUCGGGUCGUGCCAUUUGAACGUCGAGUGAUCGGAAACGUUGGGGAAGAGCCUCGUUCUGAAAAAGUGAAUCAUCCACUCGAGCAGGGUUUAGAGCCACUCGUCAUGGCCUCGCCGAGCCCAAGGCGGAGCCCAGGUCGCCAACAGCCGCAGCCUCCUCAGGACGAUGUCUCCGAUGACGAGUUUUCCUGCGAUACCCAAUUAUUCGACGAGCACGAGAAGCAAUCCAAGAGAUUCCGAAAGACCCUCUACUAUGGGGAACUGCCUCAAUACUCCGACCGGCCUUCUCUGGCACUGACUUCACUCGCACUGGAAUUCUUUACGAAAUCUUUACCGCCUCGAGAUGAACUUCGAUUUUUGGAUAUGGAAUACGCUUCGAGAGUGAUGAGGAACGCCUGCGUCACGCCUGCCUCGGUGGUUAUUGCCCUGAUGUACGCCGAUCGACUUCGCCAAAACAAUCCUCAAUACAUGGCUCAAGCGAACUCUUGCGAUCUCUUCCUAGUGUCGAUGCUGGUUGCCUCCAAAUUCCUCUACGACGACGGAGCUGAGGACGAAGUUUUCAACGGAGACUGGGCAGAAGCUGCUGGACUAGAACUCUCGCAGCUGAAUCGCGAGGAGAGGAAGUUCCUUCAAGCGAUUCAGUGGAAGCUAAUGGUCAAGGCCAACGAAUUCGAUUUGGUAGUCGCCGACAUGGAAAAACGAAUCGCUCUCAAAGAGUUAUCGCGCCGGAAAGAUUCGACUUUGACGUACACCGAACUUGACGUGCUCACGAAACAAUCUCGCCCAAUAUCAGACAUCUAUGCCGCGCUAUACGACCAUAUGCUCAAGGUCGUGUCCGUAUCCUUGAUGAGCUACUGCGCCUGUCUUCUGACGGUUUUCGCGUCCGUGGCCGCAGUGAACUAUGUGAUUCCCGUGCUGAAAACCUCCAAACUGGGCUUGCCCACCACGAGUUCUGAGACCAACGCCACCAUGCCAAUUGCCGGAGAGAGCUCAUUGCCUCAAUCUGGUCUCCUUUUGGAGCAUCAGAAAGAGUUGGCCAUCAUUCUGAGAGAGGGAGUCGAGAUCGAAAACUCGACCUUCUGCUGCCGAGAGUAUUCCGAUGAUAUCGACGUCCUCGCUGGUCGGGAGCAGAAGCCAAACUCGUUCGGACCGAGAUCGUGGGAGAUAUUGGAUCAAAUGAGGAUGAAUUCGAGAUUUGGCGUACUACCCAACGAUGUCUUCCCCUUCUCGAGAGAGCCUCGAGUGAUAUUUGCCUGAACGGAUUGAUUUUUCUCGUCGAGUUGAGUUUCAAUGCCAAACUGGCGCCAAAUAAUAUAUUAUCGGGUCUCGAUGCACGCGCACUCGUCGUGCGAUGGGUACUUAAUAUUUCAUGCACGUUGUAAGGCUCAAAACUUGCGGGAAAGGUUACACUGUGUUAUUCGUCGAGCCGAUGAACCGAUUCUCACGGAGUAAGGUUCAGCGUUGAGCGUAACUUCCGCCAAGUAUACAACCUGUCGAAUAAAUUAUUGCCACAGUUU